Messenger RNA from Cyprinodon tularosa, 1419 nucleotides. RefSeq lists its product as uncharacterized. The transcript has 7 exons. NCBI's taxonomy places the organism in Eukaryota, Metazoa, Chordata, Actinopteri, Cyprinodontiformes, Cyprinodontidae. Gene Ontology annotation, molecular function: ubiquitin-protein transferase activity. Bases 91 to 1131 code for a protein of 346 amino acids. The record is from RefSeq and is a predicted model, not a curated record.
GAGGAAAUCUUGAACUGGAUCAGCGGCCAAGUGGACGACAGCUGCACAUUUUCCCUUUGUGUGUCAAGAUUUGAUCUCUUUAGUAGAGGAAUGCAACAGUGGCAACGCCAGAAAAAAUCCCGUCCAAACUGCCGACUGAAGGUUUCUUUUUUUGGGGAAUCUGGCAUUGACACAGGCGCUCUAAGUAAAGAGUUUCUAACAGAAAUGGUUUCUGAAAUAGAAAACAAACUGUUUGUGGGCAGUGCAGACAAGAAGGGCAAAAAUCCUCUGUACUGCCUUAACAGCCUGGAUACUAACUACUUCCGGACGGCUGGAGAAGUUAUGGUAGCGAGUAUGGCUCAAGGCGGACCCCUCCCAAACUUCAUGCGUGAAUGGUGCUACAGAUACCUCUGCUCUGGUGAUUCAGACAGCAUCCAGGUGUCAACUAAUGAUGUCACAGAUUCAGAACUGUUCCACCUUAUAACAGAGGUAAACAGAGCAACUGAAGAGAACAUAAAUGAGCUUACGGAUGACAUAGUAGGCUGUGGCUAUACUGGAAAGGUAUCUGUGGACAAAAAAGACCUCAUCAUGAGAGCGAUUGUGUUGCACUCAACAAUGAGACUUGUGCCGAUGCUUGACCAACUGAGAAAAGGCCUGCAGCUAUGCGGCCUGCUACAAGUGAUGAAAACCAACCCAGAUUUGUGUUUGCCUAUGUUUGUUCCUGGGGAAGAUGGCAGAGUGGAUGCUGCAUUUUUCCUUGAAAGAUGCCAACCUGGGUUUAGUGAGAGGGGUUCUGUGAGAUACAGCAGAGAAGUUAACAUCAUGAACUUCUUUCAAGACUUUCUACAAAACAUAGAGGACUGUGAACAAGAUGGUCAGAAGGAGGAUCCACAGCAGCUGACCGUUGGCAAAAUCAUGCAGUGGAUAACAGGACAAGCACACAAGCCAGUGCUGCCCAGUGAGAAGAAGGACUUCUUCAUUUCUGUUAAAUUUUACCAUGACUGUGACUCAAGUCAUACCAUUUGUUUUCCUGUUGUUAGUGCCUGUAGCCGCACAAUCACAUUUCCAGUUGUACAUCUUACAACCCUGAAUGACUUUAAAGAAAAUAUGAUAGCAGCCGUUACUCACGGACAAUCAUUUAGCCUCGUCUGAGUGAUUUUGCUUUUUGUUAGUUAAAUGUGCCGUUCUGUUGGAACUUACAUGAAAAAACCACAGUGGCCAAUGUUUCUAAGUGAAAUCCUUAAAGUUCUGUCAGUUUGAUAAGUAAACACUUUCCAGGACUUUAGUUACCAGGUUUAUAAAAACAUUUGUGUAAGUUAUAUUCAGCUGUUUGAGUUACAAGAAAUUCAGUUCAAGGAAUGAAAGUUUUUAAACUUUCAGUGUUUUAUAAAGGAGUUUGACAGUUUUUUUCUAAACAAAUAAAAACUGAAUUAUUUUUUA